GGAUGUAGGCCAGCUUCCGGUGUUAUGGCAGCCUGAAGUCCCCGGAGGGAGUCGGGAGUCGGUGCAGCGGCUGCAGGCCCCUCCCUGCGGAGCCGCGGGUCCGGCGCGCGGGGAUGUGACGGCAGGCCCGGUCGGCGUGCCUCAGGCGUGUCGUCCGCUCCUUGUCAGCGCCCUCAGCCCUCACCGAUGGCGGGAUCCGGCUGUGCGUGGGGCGCGGAGCCGCCGCGCUUCCUGGAGGCCUUCGGGCGGCUGUGGCAGGUACAGAGCCGCCUGGGUAGCGGCUCCUCAGCCUCCGUGUACCGGGUGCGCUGCUGCGGCACCCCGGGCUCGCCCCCCGGCGCCCUCAAGCAGUUCCUGCCUCCGGGAACCACCGGGGCCGCCGCCUCGGCUGCCGAGUACGGUUUCCGCAAAGAGAGGGCCGCUCUGGAGCAGCUGCAGGGCCACAGGAACAUCGUGACUUUAUAUGGAGUCUUUACAAUUCACUUCUCUCCAAAUGUGCCAUCACGAUGUCUGUUGCUUGAACUCCUGGAUGUGAGUGUAUCGGAAUUGCUUUUAUAUUCCAGUCACCAGGGUUGUUCAAUGUGGAUGAUACAGCAUUGUGCCAGAGAUGUUCUGGAAGCCCUGGCUUUUCUUCAUCAUGAAGGUUAUGUCCAUGCAGACCUCAAACCACGUAACAUUUUGUGGAGUGCAGAGAAUGAGUGUUUUAAACUCAUUGACUUUGGACUAAGCUUCAAAGAAGGUAAUCAGGAUGUAAAGUAUAUUCAGACAGACGGGUAUCGGGCUCCAGAAGCAGAACUGCAAAAUUGCUUAGCCCAAGCUGGCCUGCAGAGUGAUACAGAAUGUACCUCAGCUGUUGAUCUGUGGAGCUUAGGAAUCAUUUUACUGGAAAUGUUCUCAGGAAUGAAACUGAAACAUACAGUCCGAUCUCAGGAAUGGAAGGCGAACAGUUCUGCUAUUAUUGAUCAUAUAUUUGCUAGUAAAGCAGUGGUGAAUGCUGCGAUUCCAGCCUAUCACUUACGAGACCUUAUCAAAAGCAUGCUUCAUGACGAUCCAAGCAGAAGGAUUCCUGCUGAAAUGGCUUUGUGCAGUCCAUUCUUUAGCAUUCCUUUUGCCCCUCAUAUUGAAGAUCUGGUGAUGCUCCCUACUCCAGUACUAAGACUGCUGAAUGUGCUGGAUGAUGAUUAUCUUGAGAAUGAAGAAGAAUAUGAAGAUGUUGUAGAAGAUGUGAAAGAGGAAUGUCAGAAAUAUGGACCAGUGGUAUCUCUGCUUGUUCCAAAGGAAAAUCCUGGCAGAGGACAAGUCUUUGUUGAGUAUGCAAAUGCUGGAGACUCCAAAGCUGCUCAGAAAUUGCUGACUGGAAGGAUGUUUGAUGGGAAGUUUGUUGUGGCUACAUUCUACCCGCUGAGUGCCUACAAGAGGGGAUAUCUGUAUCAAACCUUGCUUUAAUCGUAACCUAAGACUUUCCUGUUUCUCCUCUUCGAUUUCCUGGAUUAUUGUAUUUUACACCUGAAUGCAGGAGCUCCCUUUACAAUUUCAAGGGGUACUUGUACAUUUAUUUAAUCCUAAUGCGCGGCCAUUGCCAAAGCCGUGACUGCAUUGCAAACAUUUGGCACUGAGUAGGACGAGACCUCUCAGCUAUACACGGAGGGGUUCUAGAGCAUCCAUGUGGGCAACCUCUUCUUGUGCAGUAGGGCAGGUGCUGCUCUUCAUUAUGUAACCUAAAGCGUUAUUAAGUAUUUCAUGUGAUCAUGAAACAAGGAUGAAUAAUAUGUCAUAGUGAAUAUUAACAAAUUUGGUAGGGUUGGUGACAUCACUUACAGAUUAUUCCUUUUUUGUUGUCAGGUGGUUCUUAUUGUUGCUGUCCAUAGCUGGCACUGGAUGCUCCCAAUAAUGUUAAGUAAUUGUCAAGCAGCAGUUACCCACUGUGUUCUUAACACUGAGUUAUGACAUUUUUUAAGGGAGUACUAUAGUACUUAAUAUUCCUUUAAAGAAACUGCAGUGAGCCUAUCAACAUUUUUUAAAUUAUUAUUGAGGCUUUUUAAAUAGAAAGCUGAUGCUUGA
This is a messenger RNA of Perognathus longimembris pacificus (Pacific pocket mouse), 2061 nucleotides long. It is a transcript of the gene Uhmk1, whose product is annotated as U2AF homology motif kinase 1. Gene Ontology annotation, molecular function: ATP binding; protein serine/threonine kinase activity; ribonucleoprotein complex binding. Bases 187 to 1446 code for a protein of 419 amino acids. The record is from RefSeq and is a predicted model, not a curated record. Gene Ontology annotation, cellular component: neuronal ribonucleoprotein granule; nucleus. The transcript is spliced from 8 exons. NCBI's taxonomy places the organism in Eukaryota, Metazoa, Chordata, Mammalia, Rodentia, Heteromyidae. Gene Ontology annotation, biological process: regulation of protein export from nucleus; peptidyl-serine phosphorylation; positive regulation of translational initiation.